This is a messenger RNA of Dermacentor albipictus, 1616 nucleotides long. RefSeq names its product dehydrodolichyl diphosphate synthase complex subunit nus1-like. Gene Ontology annotation, cellular component: endoplasmic reticulum membrane; dehydrodolichyl diphosphate synthase complex. NCBI's taxonomy places the organism in Eukaryota, Metazoa, Arthropoda, Arachnida, Ixodida, Ixodidae. The record is from RefSeq and is a predicted model, not a curated record. Gene Ontology annotation, molecular function: ditrans,polycis-polyprenyl diphosphate synthase [(2E,6E)-farnesyl diphosphate specific] activity.
UCUGUGCCGCCCUGUAAACACGACGCCACCAGACGCCUCCUCGCUCGCCGCUCUCGCGCUUUCGUGUAACUAUGUUGAUAUGAGCCGGUGAAUUUUGCUUGCUGCACAAUGUUCAUUACUAGCAUUGUGUAUAAAGUUAUACUGUGUAUUUUACACGCAUGUCUAUACGUCUUAGACGUAUUUCUUAUGGUGAAACACAAGCUGCUUCAUCGGUUGAAGUACUCGAGUGUGUAUGAUGCAAAGUUUGCCGACGCGAAACUUCCGUGCUCCUCGAGUGCUCACACCGGCAUGGACAUACUGCAGAAGGUUCCCAAGCACAUAGCUGUUUUAAUUGGUGAACACGACAUAUCGUAUCGAGAUGCCGCAAAUCUCGUAGUGUGGUGUUUGUUUGCCGGAAUACCGCACGUAACUCUCUACGAUGCCGAAGCUACAUAUUUACGAACCGGAGACUUCAUCCACCGUCCUUUCUUUCGCCAAGGGGCAUUAAAAGAGAACGUCACCAGACUCUACAAGGAGAUCUCAAGGAGCCAGGUUGAACACUUUGGAUGCAACGGCCGCUGCAAAGUUGUGCUGCAUGUAAAGGGCCAGGAAUUGCCAGAAAAGAAUGGUCAAAGGAAUGGCUACAAGCAGCACAUAAACGUGCACCUUGCGAGUGGUGAUGAUGGCCGCCCACACCUGGCGAGCAUAGCUCGCACAUUUUGCCAAGCUGUGGAGAGAGGAGAGAUGGUGCCCAGUGACAUCACUCCUCAUUUAAUACAGCGAGAGCUGGGAGAUGUUCCUGACCCUGAAUUGUUGCUAAGGUGUGGCUGUGUACACAGCCUGCUGGGUUACCCACCAUGGCAGAUUCGGCUAACAGAGAUUGUCACUUUGCCAACUCAUCACAACCUCCGGCUUUCGGAGUUCUUUGAAGCACUUGCCAAGUACAACAAGAGGGAACAGCGCUUCGGGAAGUAACUGUGAUAUAUUUGGAGCACAACUGUUCUUCACCCAGGACUCCAAGUUGGCUAUCCUCCAUCAUCCUUAACCCAUUGUCCCAGUGAUGAGAUGCUCCAUUCUAAAGGAGGAACUCUAAGUCUUCCUAUUAGUGUAUGAAUGUGUUGUUACUUAAGUUUUAUUAAUUUGGAUGUUUCUUUAUUGCUUGAAGGUCUUGCAGGUACCUUUUCCGUUUCAAUCUCUUGCCUUCACAAAGACAUGCCCUUGACGCAAGAUGAGCUUUUCAGACAUACAAGUUUGCGUGGGCAUUUAAAUGAAGAUUUUUAAAUGAAGAUUCCAGUAAUGAAUAUCUGGAAUUUUUCACCAUGUGGGUGGGAAUAGGCUAGUUAAGUACAACAUGGCCACAUUAUGUAGGUCUGCUGGAAAAUGCUGUAAAUAAAUAUGUUAAUUUGGAUGCUUCCUUCACUGCCCAGAUGUGCAGUUUCCUUUUUUGUUUAUUGCCCAAAAUGUCUUGCUUUUGACAUAACAUGAGCUUUUCAGACACGUGUUUGCAUAGGCAGGAAAUGAAGGUUUUGUCUAGUAAUGGCAAUCCACUUGUUUUUGCCAUGCUUGGGCUAAUAUAGAAUGGCCAUUGUUAGAUGGCUUUACUCAGAAGUGCUGUAAAUAAAUGUUUUCCACAUGUU